This is a messenger RNA of Sinocyclocheilus anshuiensis, 2395 nucleotides long. Its product is annotated as abl interactor 1-like. NCBI's taxonomy places the organism in Eukaryota, Metazoa, Chordata, Actinopteri, Cypriniformes, Cyprinidae. The transcript is spliced from 11 exons. Gene Ontology annotation, molecular function: SH3 domain binding; signaling adaptor activity. Gene Ontology annotation, cellular component: SCAR complex; actin-based cell projection; lamellipodium. Gene Ontology annotation, biological process: neuron migration. Bases 395 to 1918 code for a protein of 507 amino acids. The record is from RefSeq and is a predicted model, not a curated record.
GAUUAAAUUAUUUUAUAUUAUGAAAAGCCUAGGAUUACCUCUAAAGAAACUUAAAACAGCGGCACAUUCUUAAUGUCUAAAAAACAUUGCCCGCAACGGUGUACAAAAACUCAUUAGUCUUAAUACAGCCCUCGGUGCAACUCUGCUGCUUGUCCAAUGUCACAUUCUGGCCAGAAUGCUGUUGUAGAAAAUCGCGGCAUUUCUCAUCGCUGAGAAAUCGUACUCCUCUCCCAUUGGCCAAUAACGGAUUCUCAGAGCCGAACAGCCAAUCACAGCCCAGUGCGUAAAGCGCUGCGUUGAGAAUCGUCGGCCUGCUGAAAAAGAGGAGCCAACGGGAAUCCCACAAUGCCAGGCGAGGGACCUCCUGUCGGAGAGUGAAGCUCCGCUGGUUUCAAUGAAAGAGGGGGAGAAGAGUAAUGCAGAGGGAUGUAAGAUGGCAGAGCUACAAAUGUUGUUAGAGGAAGAAAUUCCGGCUGGAAAAAGAGCCCUUGUAGAGAGCUACCAAAACCUUUCAAGGGUCGCGGAAUAUUGCGAGAACAAUUAUGUGCAGGCACAAGACAAGAGGAAAGCCCUUGAGGAGACCAAAGCCUACACCACCCAGUCCCUGGCGAGCGUGGCCUAUCAGAUCAAUGCCUUAGCCAACAAUGUGCUGCAGCUGUUGGAUAUUCAGGCUUCACAGCUGCGAAGGAUGGAGUCCUCCAUCAACCACAUCUCUCAGACUGUGGACAUUCAUAAAGAAAAAGUUGCUAGACGAGAGAUCGGGAUCCUUACCACCAACAAAAACACAUCUCGGACCCACAAAAUCAUCGCCCCCGGCAACAUGGAGCGGCCCGUGCGCUACAUCAGGAAGCCCAUAGAUUACACCCUGCUGGAUGAUGUGGGGCACGGUGUUAAAUGGCUUAAAGCAAAGCAAGGGAAUAACCAGCCAGCUCGGGGAGGUGGAGGAACAUUAUCCAGGACUAACCCACCCACACAGAAGCCCCCAAGCCCACCCAUGGCAGGGAGAGGUACCCUGGGACGAAACACACCGUAUAAGACGCUGGAGCCAGUCAAACCUCCUGUGGUGCCUAAUGACUACAUGACCAGUCCGGCUCGCCUGGGCAGCCAGAACAGCCCAGGACGCACUGCCUCGCUCAAUCAGAGACCCCGAACGCACAGUGGCAGUAGUGGAGGCAGCGGCGGGCGAGAGAACAGCAGUAAUAGUAUGGGAAUCCCUCUGGCUGUGCCAACACCCUCACCUCCCAGUAUUGCACCAGUAGUUCCUCAAGGUCCAGGUUUGGGCCCAAUCCCGAUGUCUCAGUUUGGAACAAUCUCCCGGCAGAUCUCCAGACACAAUUCCUCUACCACUUCUUCCUCUGCCUCUAUGGUGUCAGCCACCGGCACCUACCGGCGCGCCCCUGCCGGCUCCUCCCAGUUCUCUGUGCCUCAACCCCACCUGAACGGGGGUCCCACAUACCCGCAGAACACAAUGUCUGUCGCUCCACCACCUCCUCCCUUGGCGCAGCUGACGCCCCAGAUUCCUCUCACUGGCUUUGUGGCCAGAGUUCAGGAGAACAUAACAGACAGCCCGUCUCCACCCCCUCCUCCGCUACCUGAGGACACGCCCUUGUUUGAGGAAGCAGCUCCGCCUCCUCCACCUCCACCUGUAGAUUAUGAUGAAGAAGACGCAGCUCUGGUGCAAUACAAUGACCCCUAUGCUGAUGGAGACCCUCACUGGGCCCCAAAAUCCUACUUAGAGAAGGUGGUGGCCAUCUAUGACUACGCAAAGGACAAAGAUGAUGAGCUGUCCUUCAUGGAGGGCGCCAUCAUCUACAUCAUCAAGAAAAAUGAUGACGGAUGGUUCGAGGGCGUGAGUAAUGGUGUGACCGGACUGUUUCCUGGCAACUACGUCGAGUCCAUCAUGCACUACGCUGACUAAUGCUAAAUCCCAGAGACGGCGUGCAAUGCAGCCAAUCAGUUACAAACAUUGCAAAGUGCAUUAGGAUAUGACUGAAUGUUUGUUUUCGUCCAAUCGCCAAUGUAUCCAAGCAUCUGCAGUGCUCAAGGUUUGAGGAGACAGAAGAAUAUGAAAAGAAACAAGUCUCGCUGCUUUCUGCUUAGGUUGCCUCAUAUGUUUUGUACAUAUAUUACAGUGAGACGUUGCCUGUAGGCUGUUGCUAGUGUUUGUUUUUGUGCGUGUUUUGUCAUCGUAUAGAGACCCGUAUUUGCCAAGUGUCCGCUAGGGCUAGUUAGUUUUGAUUUUUCCAAAACCUUUUUUUUUCUUGUUUUUUAUCUAAACUGUCAAGCUCUUCCUUUACCGUGAGGAAGAAAUGUUUGAAUGUCAUUUCUGGAAUAUUAUAAUGCCUGGUAAAUAAUUAGGCGACAAUAUAAAAAUGACAAUUACGUCUUUACCUAC